This is a messenger RNA of Ficedula albicollis (Collared flycatcher), 1401 nucleotides long. It is a transcript of the gene HPGD, whose product is annotated as hydroxyprostaglandin dehydrogenase 15-(NAD). The transcript has 7 exons. The record is from RefSeq and is a predicted model, not a curated record. Gene Ontology annotation, cellular component: cytoplasm. Gene Ontology annotation, molecular function: oxidoreductase activity, acting on the CH-OH group of donors, NAD or NADP as acceptor. Lineage: Eukaryota; Metazoa; Chordata; Aves; Passeriformes; Muscicapidae. Bases 90 to 890 code for a protein of 266 amino acids.
GCAGGAGGGAGGGCACGAAGGAGGGAGAAGGGAAACCGGGCAGGUGACACGGCGCGGGGUUGCUCCGGCUCGGCAGGAGCGCGGCGGCCAUGCACGUCAAUGGGAAGGUGGCUCUGGUCACCGGCGGGGCGCAGGGCAUCGGCCGGGCUUUCGUGCAGGCGCUGCUGGGCAAGGGCGCCAAGGUAGCCCUGCUGGACCGCAACUCCGAGGCCGGACAGGAGAGCAAGGCGGCCCUGGACGAGCAGUUUGAAGCGCAGAGGACGCUGUUCAUCCAGUGCGAUGUGACGGAGCAGGAGCAGCUGAAAGGUGCUUUCAAAAAAGUAAUUGAACAUUUUGGAAGGCUGGAUAUUGUGGUUAAUAACGCUGGAGUGAACAAUGAGAAGGACUGGGAAAGCACUAUACAAAUUAACUUGACAUCUGUGAUCAGAGGAACCUACCUUGGCCUAGAAUACAUGAGAAAAGGAAAUGGAGGCGAUGGAGGAGUAAUCAUUAAUAUCUCAUCCUUGGCAGGACUCAUGCCUGCUGCAUUCCAGCCUGUGUACUGUGCUACAAAGCAUGGUGUGAUUGGAUUCACGCGGUCCAUAGCAUUAGCUGCCAAUAUGGAAAACUACGGUGUGAGACUCAACACAAUCUGUCCAGGAUUUGUCAACACGCCAAUUCUCCAAUCAAUAGAUAAAGAAGAGAAUAUGGGACAAUACUAUUCAUACAAGGAUGAGAUAAAAAAUAUGAUGCAGUUCUAUGGCGUGAUGGACCCAUCAAUAAUUGCUGAGGGACUGAUAACAAUAAUUGAAGAUGAUACUCUAAAUGGAGAAGUUAUGAAGAUCACAGCAUCCCAAGGAAUUCAUUUUCAGCAAUACGGCCAAACACCUUUUACAUCAUCAAAGAGAUAAAUAAUUGUUUUGUAAUAAUUACUUUUAGCUUUUCUUAAAUAGAAAAAUUUUUGAAAAGAGUAAUUUUGGGGGCAAAAGGGUUAGUGUUGUUUCUAGAUCAGUGUCAGUGUUCAAACAUUUGCAUCCUAAUAACAAAGAGAUAGGAGAAAAAAUCUGUUGUGGGAAGAUGUUACCAUUCUAUUCUGAUUCUAUAAGCACUAGUAACAGUAUUUAUUUAGUGGAAUAAACAUAUGGCUCUGAAGCCUAUUUUUAUAAUUAUUUUGUAGUAGGGGCCACUUUUUUUCAUUCUGGUUGUUCUGAUCAACAUGCUCCAAGCAUAGUUUAGUUGAUCUGACUUACUUUGUUAUAAUUCUUUUCACUCUAGUGCCUACUAAUUUACAUCUUGAAUUCUUCAGACCAGGAAUUCAGUUCAGGAAUCUAGUUCACAAAUGUAGCCAUAAGGAGUUAAGAAUUAACUUUCUCUUGUGAAAUGUUGCAUAUGUGCAACUUAGUAUAUUGUAUACCAUGUAAG